Aureobasidium pullulans EXF-150 is the source of this 1541-nucleotide messenger RNA. RefSeq lists its product as uncharacterized. Gene Ontology annotation, cellular component: fungal-type cell wall. Gene Ontology annotation, biological process: fungal-type cell wall polysaccharide metabolic process. Bases 139 to 1398 code for a protein of 419 amino acids. NCBI's taxonomy places the organism in Eukaryota, Fungi, Ascomycota, Dothideomycetes, Dothideales, Saccotheciaceae. The record is from RefSeq and is a predicted model, not a curated record. The transcript has a single exon.
CUGUGGUCUAUCAGUCAAGAUCGCCUAUAUCUUUGGUCAUGGCUGCACAUCUGUGGGUUCCUUAAUUCUACAUAUUCCUUCCAUUUCAUACGAUCAUUUCCAUAUCUUGAGCAAGACUCAUACCACUCAUUUUUCACUAUGAAGAGCACUAUCAUUCUUUCCGCCUUUUCUUUGGCUUCUCUUGGCUCUGCUGCGGUCCAUGGAGAGCGUGGCUUUGGUCUCCAACGCCAUCAGGCUCUGCAUAGCAAUAGCAGUAGCAAGACCACUGCAGUCACCACAAAGGCUACUUCUAGCAGUGUCAAGACCUCGACUCGGCCGACAACAUCAGUAAAGAGCUCUAGCAGCUUGGUCAAAUCCAGCUCAAAGUCAUCUUCCAAGGUUUCAACAUCGAGCAAGAUCUCAUCAUCAAGCAGAAUCUCGUCAUCGAGCAAGGCCUCAUCGUCAGUCAAGGCCUCAUCAUCGGUCAAGGUUUCAUCAUCAAGCAAAGCCGUCAGCAGCUCGGUCAAGUCAGCCUCCAAGUGCUCAGCUUCAGCCAAAGCAUCGACCACAUUGACCAAACGCGCAACUGCAAGCUCGACGACACUGAGUCUUGCCUGGAAAGCUGGUCUUUCCGGUUACCCUGGCAUCGAGACCCUCGACAUGUUCAAGCAACAAUGGGUCCCAUACAUCUCCUGGUACAGCAACUACGAGCCUGUUGCACCAAAUAUUCAAGCUUCCGAUCACACCGUCGUUGGUGCACCUAUGCUCUGGGGCAAGGGUGAUCAAUGCCUCACAAACAACCCCGAUGGCCCAGUCGACAAGUGGAGACUCGGAAACUUCACCGAGUACGUGACAAGCGGCGAGACAACCCCGAAUGUCUUCUUCGGCUUCUACGAGCCCGAUUGCGACUGCCCGUCUUCCAGUCACAUCACCGACGUCAACGUCGGUGUUCAAAAGUGGAACGAAUUGAUCAAGCCUCUCCGCAACCGCGGCAUCGCACUCGGCUCACCACCUAUGUGCACACAGCUCGAUCAAUCAUGGUUGACCAACUUCGCCGCCCAGGGCGUCACCUGGGACAUCACUAGCAUCCACGUCAACAAGCCUACCGUCGCAGAAGGCAUCAAGGUCGUUGAAUACUACGUCUCCAAGUUUGGCAAGCCCGUAUGGGUCAGCGAGUUCACCUGCGUCAAUGAUCAGAACUGGAGUUCGUGUGGUGACCAAGCUACUGUUAAUGCUUUCAUCGACGGUAUGGUCAAGUAUUUUGAAGGCAAUGACAUGGUUCUUGCUUAUGGUGCAAACAACGGAGAGGGUGUUCCCGGUGUCUGGAACUUGAUGACCAGCUCUUGGCCUCCUCAGCUUACUGCUACUGGUCUGCACUACCAGUCUGUUUUGAAGACUCUUGCUGGCCAACAGUGCUAAGCAUUCGGAUCAUACGCGUUUUGAGUACUUUUUGUAAUGCGUCUAAAAGAUAAAUGCCUGUUCUCCACGCUUGUACAUAGGGACACAUAGGUUUAGAUUCAAGGGCAGGACCCUAAACAAUACACUACCAUCUUCUACGAACA